CUGCGGAUCGCCGAGCGCUCAGAGAACACACUGAUCGAGUACAGUGUCACUUUUUACUUUUUAAUUUUGAAAAAGAAAAUCCAGGCAAAUUCAGCUAGCGUGAUGCAGUGACGAGUUCAGCUGAGAAACUGAACACACUGUCUCACUUCAGCGUAAAUGGAGAUAAAGACAGACAGACAGACAGACAGACAGACAGAGAGACAGACAGAUAGAUAGACAGAUAGAAAGGACGUCUGGACGCAGCACACAGUUUAUCGUUAUCGUUAAAAGCGUUGAUUUUGUCUCUUCAGUGUAGAUCGUUCUGUCUGCGUCGCCCCCUCUGGCUGCUAUGGGGAACUACAGCUCUACAGAGAUUGAAGUUUUUAAAGGCAUCGUAUCUGCAGCGGAGAGCGAGACACACACGCUGGAGAACCAAGCGCCAAAUAAUCAUGGUGAAGUGUGGGAUCGUCUGAGUGAAACGCUGCAGGAACCCGAUCUGUUCUCCCUCAAAUUCCUCCAUAACAUCACAGAGACAGCUGGAGAACCUUCAGAACCUAAAACAGAUGUUCCUCCAAAACCAGAAGUCUCUCCAUCUCCAGAGGUUUCCUCUGCGUCCUCUAUCUCCUCCUCCCCGACCAUCUCAUCCCUCGUUUCUGUCCUCAGAGCCUCAGAUUCCUCCUCGUCACGUCCUAAACCCCGUCUCGCUGCUCACGGUCCCCCGACUUUACAGAAACUCAAUGUGGAGCUUCAGGACAUGAGAGAGGAGCUGGAGCUGCUGAAGACUCAGCACAAGAAAGAAAUUAAACUGCUAAUGAACGAGCUAGAUGAAGAAAAGAAAAUGCGCCUUUCACUGCAGGUCGAGGUGGAGCGUCUUAAGAAGCACAUGUCCAAAUAAGACGUGGACAUGUCACGUUGUAAAGACGUUUCCAUGACAACUGUGGAAAUUAAACACCCUCCCAGGAUGAAACGAUUUGGUGUUUAAGAGAAGGAGACAAGGUGCUCUGAGAAAACUCGUUCUUCAUCUCCUGUGUCUUUGUGCUCCGGGAGUGUGUGGAUCCUCAACUAAAAGACGUGGUUCCCUUCAUACUAACAUCUGAGUGCACUACCUAGUACCCUAUUUACACCAGAAAUAAACACACCCCUUGGUAGUGCGCUCAGUCUUAGAUCUUACUGUAUGUGUAUUUUAUUCGUUUUUCUUCUACAACAACAACUGCUGUCUUCCACUUACCAUAUAUGGUCGUAGUUUCCUGUUCAUGUUCAUGUCACAUUUUGUGUUUAGGAUUGGAUGAUUUGGCACAAAAUAUCAUAUCACUAUACUGAAGACAUCAUUAUGAUAAAUCACAUUAAACACAACAUCCACUCAGAUACUUGUUACAGUGAGUAAAUAUGGAGUCAGAAAAACACCUGAAAAACACUUGAACCCACAAUACUGAGAAAAGUGUAUGAUGAUGUCGAGCCCUCUGGGCUUCCUGUUCUCUCUCUCUCUCUCUCUCUCUCUCUCUCUCUCUCUGUCUGAUGGGAGAACGAAGGCUUCAUGAAACUCUGGCACCAUCUGCUGGAGAACUGGUGUAAAUGCUUUGAGGAAAAUUUUAACAGUUAAUUGUGUGUACUUUUUAUUUGAUGCUUAUCUGUAAUGUUCUGAAAUAAAAAGUGUGUGUUAC
Messenger RNA from Pangasianodon hypophthalmus (striped catfish), 1640 nucleotides. RefSeq names its product SH3 domain-containing kinase-binding protein 1. The record is from RefSeq and is a predicted model, not a curated record. NCBI's taxonomy places the organism in Eukaryota, Metazoa, Chordata, Actinopteri, Siluriformes, Pangasiidae. Bases 329 to 874 code for a protein of 181 amino acids. The transcript is spliced from 6 exons.